UCCAUUUCCUUGUCUCUGCCUAUACAUCCCUCAUUCAUGUAAAGCUCUCAUACCUCGUCGUCCAACAUUUCGUGGACGGCGGGUGGGAGGAAAUCACGUAGUCAUCUUGUUGUAAACCCACCACCACCAGCAUCACCACCGCAAUCAUGACGUCGGUUUUAUCUUUCCCUACCAAUAUCCCUCCUCCUACGAAAACCAUGCCCUUCCAACUACUAGAGAUCAAUUUGAUUUCUGCACAAGAUCUUGCUCGUGUUGGUAAAGGAAUGAAAACGUAUGCUGUUGCAUGGGUUCACCCUGAACGUAAACUAUCGACUCGUGUGGAUUCUCAUGGCCAUACAGAUCCAACCUGGAACGAUAAGUUUGUUUUUCGUGUAGAUGAGUCUUUCCUGCAAUCUGAUACAGCAGCUGUGAUGAUUGAAAUCUACUCUGUUCGAAUGUUUCGUGAUGUAUGUGUGGGCGUUGUACGUGUUCUUGUCGGAAAUCUUAUACCUCCGUCUGCACGUAAUCAAAAUAACUCCGGCAUGCGUUUUGUUGCAUUACAAGUACGCCGUCCGUCAGGUCGUCCUCAAGGUAUCCUGAACAUGGGUGUUGCUCUCUUAGAUGGUUCCAUGAGGAGUAUGCCUCUAUAUACCCAACUAAGCGCCUCCGCCGUUGGGUAUAGAGAUCUAAUGGGAGAAGAAUCACAUAGUCCAAACCACCACAUCCACCAGAAAGAUCAUAAAAAAGGUUUCUACAUACGCCGCAGUGUGAGCGAGCGUAGAUCAGAGGCAACCUUUACUGAUUUCUUCCCUCAAAAAAAUAGAGAGUCGACUGUUCAUUCGGAAGCCGGAGAACCACCAUUCGCCGAGGUUACAACCACUGGUUCAGUAUGGUCGAUGUCGGAUGUAGGACCUGCCCCAUCAGUGGUCGCCGCAGCAAUGGCAGAGGAACAACUCUAUCCGGUGGCUGAGAGGGAAGGAAGUAAUAACAAUGUUUUGGAUGAAUGGGAAGCAGAAGCUAGCGUUGAAGGUUUAAAAUCAAAUCUAGAGAGGUGGCGGACGGAAUUACCACCAAUAUAUGACCGGAAUGCAGGACCGUACAACAGAACUGGCAAGCAUCGACGGAGACAUACAGAUGGUGGAAAACUAUUAUCAUGCUUCGGGGAUAUGUAUGGAUUUGAGUGCUCCAUUUCUUGUGGCUUGAAACCCAAAGGUAAAGGUAAGGGUAAAAACGGUCGUAAUGAAAACUUCGAUGAUGAUGCAACUCAAGUAACUCAAUCGUAUAUACCCUGAAGACGGAGAUAGGGAAACCGAUAGGAAGAGCACAAGGUCGACGAUUCGGUGAAAUGCACAUGGGUUACAGCCCUGAAUCAUCAAUUUUGUUUGAAUAUUUUUUUCUGUCCAUGUUCUCUGGAGACCACAACAAGGUGAAGAACCACACAGGGCACUCAUCUUCGCCAUUACCCAGCUCUUUGUAUUUGUACAAUAUCUGUACUAUAUUUAUAGUGUGUCUCUAAUUCAUUUUUUUUGUUUUGUUUUUGUAACUUUGCCGCAUUCACAUUUUAGCUAUGGUAAUUAAAAUCCAGACUUGGGCUUA
Papaver somniferum (opium poppy) is the source of this 1575-nucleotide messenger RNA. RefSeq lists its product as uncharacterized. Gene Ontology annotation, biological process: defense response. The record is from RefSeq and is a predicted model, not a curated record. The coding region runs from base 147 to 1271 and encodes 374 amino acids. NCBI's taxonomy places the organism in Eukaryota, Viridiplantae, Streptophyta, Magnoliopsida, Ranunculales, Papaveraceae. The transcript has a single exon.